GUGACUGCCGAUGUAGCGAUGGCUAUUGUGAUGGCUACAGCAAAGAAAGCAUUUGUUAUCAAAAAUAUGGCCGAGUCCACGAGGACUUUCCUGCUUAUCAUCGAUAAAGAUUUCGUGUUGGGCAAUUUUGCUUUGAACGAUCCCACUCCAAUGAUAGGCGCAAUGAUUGUUAUCAAUUAUAAGUAA
This is a messenger RNA of Cylicostephanus goldi, 186 nucleotides long. The record is from the annotation of a GenBank genome assembly. NCBI's taxonomy places the organism in Eukaryota, Metazoa, Nematoda, Chromadorea, Rhabditida, Strongylidae.